AACAAUUGUUGCUGUUAUUGUGGCAGACAUUUUUGGGUAUGGAAACGAACGGUUGGGAAAGAGGCGAGCUGGAGCCCCCAGACGCCGCCCAGAGGUGGUGGUGCUGGGGGUUGUCGCACCGCCCAUGCGGGGGUCCCAGGGGUCGCCUCUCGCUCACCACCAGCCCCACCAGCGCCCCUCCCCGGCGGUGCCGCCUCCGCCGUCCGCUGAGGCCAGACGGAGCGGACCCCGCACCGCAGGGCGAGGCCUGCCCGGCCCCUGCCGCCGCCUCACUCACCGACCCGGCGUCGACCCCGGCCCGCGCGCCCUCUAGCAGCGCCCCCGGAACCUCAAGCGCCGCUGACCCAAGUGACCCGGAAGCGGUAAAAAAGAAGAAACAACCCCUCAGGCAGGCGCGGGGCGAAGACGCUCUUUCCGCUCCGUCUCAGCGGGCCCCGCCCUCCUCACCAGUCUCCUCCAAUCAUUGCCGAGGGUCUCAUGGAUACAAAAUAAUGGAGAGCAAAAGGAAGGCAAGCAGCCUUACCCAGAAAGACCCCAUAAGAACAGAUCUUCAGGGGGCAGAGGAACACUCCCAGGGGAGAAAUUUGGACAGCGGCAGUCAGGAAAGAGACUGCGAGAGCCAGAGCAAGCCAGGGAGGCAGCAGAGGAAAACCACAGCCCUUAGUAGGACGUUUGGUGUAUCAUCCCAGUGCAAGGAAGGCAUUGAAAGGCUGAAGGAUCUCCUGGCCCUGCAAAGACCCCUCGUGAGGCCCACCAUCUGCAAUGAGUGUGGCAAGGGCUUCAGCCGCAGUUCGGACCCCGUCAGGCACCAGAUCACCCACACAGGGGAGAAGCCCUACACCUGCGCUGUCUGUGGCAAAGGCUUCAGCCAGAACUCCAACCUGCUGACCCACCAGAGGAUACACACAGGAGAGAAGCCCUACCAAUGCAGGGACUGCAGCAAGCGCUUCAGUGAGAGCUCUGCCCUUAUCCAGCAUCAGAGGACCCACACGGGAGAGAAGCCUUACACGUGCGUGGAGUGCGGGAAGCGAUUCAGCGUGAGCUCGAACCUAAUCCGUCACCGGCGCACCCAUACGGACGAGAGGCCUUAUAUCUGCGAGGAGUGCAGGGAGGGUUUCCAGCACAAGUCGCAGCUCAGGAGGCACCAGAAACUGCACGUAGCUUAGCGUUUGGGGUAGGGGUGAGCUACAAAACCAAACCGCAUACUGUGUAAAAGAGCAGGCCGAUAUGUAAAACUGAAACAGGUUUUUGUAGGGAAUGUUCUCGUGCACAUUUUCUGAACUCAGAUCUACCUGCAAACAGAAAGUUAAAGUUGAUCCUUCCAAGUUAAUUUUCCCACCCAUUGCUCUCCUGUACAGGUUUUAGGCUGCAAUCCUAUACACACCAAACCCAAGGGAACUUAGGUCUAAGAAGGCAUGCGAGGAAUUGCACUGUUGAUGGGUUUAAGAAAAAAUUGGGUGUCAGAAACACUUUACUAUGACCAUCUUGAAGUGAAUCAGCAAAGCUGAAAAGUUAGGCUUUAAAUAUACUUCCAAGUCAGGUUUUGAAACUAAACUUUGAAAAAUCACUCACAUUCCAAGUUUUGGCUCUAGUUUGGUUGUAUAUGGGAUCAAAAGCACGUGAGGAUUCUAUAUUUUGGGACUCAAUAGCCUGGUUCUCAUGCUGCGCUAGGAGAAGCCAAACACACACAGGAUCCAGAAGAGAUGGUAGCCAAUUUACUCCUUUUUAAAAAAUUAUAAUUUUCAUUUUACAACAAACAAAAGCAAAACCUAUUAAAAAGCAACUUACUGCAUGUGUCAUAUUUCGACUCCCCUCCCCCUCUUUCUGCGGUUCCUUACAUUUAUAAUAUUUUUACUGCAUUUCCAAAUUAAACCUAUUUAUUUAUCCCAUAUAUUCAAUAUAUGUUUUAUAUCACUGCACGUUUUUACAUUAAUCCUGCUAAUGUCUUAAUCUGUUUACAAUAGUCUUGUAAAUAUUCAAUAAACAGUUUCCAUUCUUUAUUAAAAACUUUGUCCUCUUGAUUUCUUAUUCUUCUGUUAAACUUAGCCAUUUCUGCAUAAUCUAGUAGUUUCUGUCACCAUUCCUCUUUUGUCAGGACAUUUUCUUCUUUCCAUCUUUGGGCGA
Messenger RNA from Podarcis muralis (Common wall lizard), 2124 nucleotides. Lineage: Eukaryota; Metazoa; Chordata; Lepidosauria; Squamata; Lacertidae. The record is from RefSeq and is a predicted model, not a curated record.